CAUCAGCACGAUGGAACAACCGACCAAGGACAAACCAGGUUGUUCUGCUGCAUUGGUGCAGACACCUGAUAUUCUAGAUGUCGACCUGCCAAAUGUUGAUCCAGUGGGCAUCUUAUUUAACAUCAGUAAAUGCCUGAUACAGCUAACGACACAGCAGUUUGAGUUGCUGACAGCCGGCUUUGUGACCGCGGAUAUGAUGACUGUGCUGGCCUUCUCUUGCAUGGAUAUUAUCCAGACUUAUGCAGAGGCCAUCCUGGACGGCGUGAUACCACAAGUCUACAGAUACAUGAGAAUCUACGGCACCUUUUCUGCAACCAUCCUUGGAGUAACUGAAGACCGAAUCUAUGCCCACCUGAAGGAUUCUAUUGGACAGGCACUGACUGACUGUCUGAAGAUCAAUGUGCAGACUUUUGCAUCCACCAAGUUGUUCUCUGAAUUACUUGUGAGACAUAUCUCAAAGACAGUCAGCUCCGUUCUGGAUUUGUCUACUAAGAUGCCCAUACAGGAGUCCAGAAUACCAGUGGUUUUUGUCAGCGGCUAUGUGACUUCUGUUAAAGACCUCAAAGCAAUGGCUUAUCAGAUGGCUCUCAUACUGACAACAGCCCUCAGCGCUGAGCAAGAUGAAGACGUGACAUUGAAUGAACACAAUGAAGACGUGGAGUCCCCCCUCUUCUGUUUCAGUUCCAGACGUGACAUAACAAAACUGGUGAGGAAUUACAUUACACACAUGGUGAGAAUCCUGAAAAGUGGGGUUCAAAGGCCACACUGUAACAUGGGCUCCAACCGUAGAGUUGCCUGUGUCAGGGUUGGCGGAAACACAAGAAUUUUGGAAGACAGUGAAUCACCUGGACAGGAGUCUACCAUGCCUUCCUGUAGUGGUUUGGUUGCCAUUCCAGGUGUUGUACCUGAUGGCAGUAAUGAAGAGUCCAAUUCUGAGAGCUACCCCUUCAGAUCAGUUACAGUAAUUAGCCCAGCAGAGAACCAUUUCCAUCAAAGAGAUUCCGCACUGGAGUUGGAAACCAUCAGGAACAUUGCCGAAGAACUGGUACAAACAUUUCUGGAUGAUCUGAAGGGAGUAGCACACACAGAUGGUUGUCAAAAAGCUAUCCUUGAUGGAUUGGAGGUUGUUGACAACAGCAAGUUAAGAGAACUGACAGACAGAAUCUUCAGUGUGAUAAUGAGUGGACAUGAUUACCAGAUUCCAUUUGUACCAGUUGGAACACGCAUGUGCAACACUAUAACCUACAGGAGGCUGAGAGAGGAAGUAACUGACCCAAGUGUUGUUGCUCAUACCCUUUACAUGAGAACAGAAGAGGUAGUUGCUCGUUGUAUUUCGCAGGUUCUCCUGUGGUCAGCAACCUUGCCGGGGUCUGAAUAUCCAUCUCUGUCUCCUGCUUCAGAGGAAUUGUCUGACCAGCCUGACUUCCCUUUUAUUGGAAACGAAGCAGGAGACCGAAUGUCGGAGGUAUUCAGAGUAACUCCAAGUGUUCCUCUUUUUCACCUUAUUUCAAUUGAGUCAAGUCAAGUUUCUGCUGCCACAUUUGAUAUAAUCUCUGAGCCACCAGAGCCAACUCAAUCAGAGUUGCUGGGAAACAUUGUGCAAACAUCCCUGCUGACUCUGCUGGUUGUGGAGAUGUUCAGUAAUAUCGGGAUUAGAAACAACGAAAUUAUUUUUGAAGUUGUAAAGAGAGCUGAUGAACAGCUUCAAGACGUGGACCUUAAGUUGUAUGAUGACUUCCAUGCCUCGCUGUUGGGUCAGAAUUAUAAAGACAUUUCACAGACUGCCAUUGCUGACCUCUUGCUGAAGUUUGGGUCUGUACAAGUGAUGCAUGAGGCAGCGAUAUUAGGAGAUCCCACUAUUGAGGAGGCUAUUAUGAGAGCACUGAGGAAACAUCAAAGAAUUUCUUCGCUUACAGUGCCUCAUGGAAAUGCAGCCAAAAAAACAACCUGUGGUUUCUUCAAGAACUUCAAAAGACAGUGCUGCAAGAAAAUUUGUAAGAGGGCUAGCAAGACCACUAGAGUCAUCACUCUAACCAUUGACCAGGACCACAGGGUUCUAGAGGAGCACUCAACGGAAGAAGAUCCUUGGAGGGAACAAACACAACAACGUCAGCAUCCACUCAUACGCAGAGCAGCUGCCUCCAUCAGGAACAAGUGUUCCUCCUUAAGAGGGAUGUUCUCCUGCAUCACUAGGGCAAUGUGCAAACCAUUCAUUGUUUGUUGCAGCCCAGUGAGGGAUUAAAGCUCAGAGGAGGAAACGAGGAGACCAAGACCCACUGGAAGAGAGAUAGAGUACCAGGGCCAUUUGAAGCGGGACCAUUGAGGGCAGCUGGAUUUGGUUGUAGAUAUUUCACCUCUCAUCCAAGUGGCAUCUGUCACUUUGAUAACAACCCAUAGGCUAAUGAUCUAGGUGUGCCCACCAGUCCAACCAAGUCCUGUUGCCCUUUAUUAAACGCUUCUUGGAUGGAAGAGUCAAACUUGAGGCCAAUGUAGAGAAAAGCCCCAGACACCUAUCAGCCCUGGAAGGGGGUCCCCUCAUCUGUGAUCCUUCCCAAGGUUUCUUCCAUUUUCCCCGUUAAAGGGUGUUUAUGGGAGUUUUUCCUUGCCCUUUUGAGGGGGGUGUCAUACACAGAAUAAAAUAACUUGCUAAUUUGCUCUUCCUAUAUAUAGUAUGUACUUGUUCUUGACUUGCUCCUGGGAACCCUGAUUUAAUACAUUUAUCAUUAUGUAAUUUUUGUAUUUAUUAAUUUAAAUUAAUCAAUUGAUUAAUUCAAUAAUCAAUAAAUAUAAAUGA
Lates calcarifer (barramundi perch) is the source of this 2794-nucleotide messenger RNA. RefSeq lists its product as uncharacterized. The transcript has 3 exons. The coding region runs from base 11 to 2242 and encodes 743 amino acids. Lineage: Eukaryota; Metazoa; Chordata; Actinopteri; Centropomidae. The record is from RefSeq and is a predicted model, not a curated record.